UGUGUGUGUGUGUGUGUGUGUGUGUGUGUAUGUGUGUGUUGCUCGUUCGUUACUCGGCCCGCGAGUGUGGACGCCCUCUGGCGGUGCGUGCAUGCACUACUGGAACAGCCCGGGCGGCCUCUUCACCGGCUCGAAGGUCCACGCCACCGCCUCCGUCGUCUUCCACUUCCACGUGCUGUCCUUCGCCACCUCGGGCGGCGCCGCGCUGCUGGCCCUCGGGGGCCUCGGCGCGCUGCUGCGCUACCGCUGCCGGCGCUUGGGGCCGUGGCGGCGGGCGUCGGAGCUCGUGGCGCCCGCGCUGGAGUCCCUGAAGGCGCACGAGGAUUACUGGUGCGGCCUGCGCUUCCCGUGCGACCAGAUCGCCCAGACAUUGCCGCAGGCUCUGCGGGAGCAGAACCCGACCUCCUUCAACGCCAUCGUCGCCUGGAGGAAGGUCCUGAAGGAUACCGCCGUGUUGAUAACAGCCAUCAACGCACGGCGGCGGGCUUCGUGUGGCUGGACCUGGCGGGCUGGGUGCCCACCAACUUCCCCCUCCGGAACCGCCUGCAGCAGAUCGCGUCCACGAUCCCUACGACGUGAUGGCCCAGAUGCUCCAGCAGUGGGCGACGAGAUCUACACCUUCGGGGAACAGGCAGUGGCUUAACAUAGAUAUUCGAAGGUCCGCGCGGGUUUCUCGGAUCGGCGCUGGAGCCCCCUGGCGGCGCCUCUGGCGCCGCCCCUCGCGCGCUCCCUGCGCCAGGGAGGGUUUCCAGUGCCGAUCCAGGAGAUCCGCGCGGACCUCAGAGUUCCUGUGUUCAUGUCAUCAUUUGUUUCCCAUGCACGUGCAGUCAAGACGCGCAAACAAGGAU
Molecule: messenger RNA, 848 nt
Organism: Prorocentrum cordatum
Lineage: Eukaryota; Dinophyceae; Prorocentrales; Prorocentraceae
Source: the annotation of a GenBank genome assembly